AUGGCUUUUUCGGAAUGGGACAUUCGUCAGAUGGUGAGGAUGGAUCGCAGCAAGGGCUUCUCCGAUGACGUGGUCAUCUUUGAAGCCUCCGUGACGGUGCUCGGGCAGGAGGACGAGCCUUUGAGCCGCUUUUUGGGAUCUGAGCUUAGAAGUGGACGGCACAAGGCUGGCAUCGCGAUGGCCAUGGGAGGACACAUUUGGAGCAUGGCACGCAAGAAAGAUAUGGGGAAGGAGAACUGCAGGGAUGUCUUUGCUCGAAUGUUGGCUUCAGACAUGACGGAGGCCAAGACGCGUGUGAUCAAAAUCGUGGAUGUGAAUCUGGACAUCAUCCGCUUGCUGUGCGAGUACAUCUACACAGGCACACUCCACGAGCAGCCCUGGGAGAAUUUGGAAACUGCUGGAGCGUUGUUGCAGGCAGCCGCCAAGUACCAGGUCAACGGCUUGGUGCGCUGGUGUUCCGACAAGAUUUCCACGUCCUUGGUGGUGGAGACGGUUGCGGAGUGGUUGGUGUUGGCCUCCCAGAUUGGUCAGCAGGCUGAAACUCUGAAGAGCAAAUGCCUGCAACUGGCGGCCGCCAACCUUUCUGAAGUGCAGGUUAGCGACGGAUGGCUGGCAACGCUUCAUGAAGAAUCCCAGGGUUGUCUCGGAAGUGGCCCCGCAGCUCUUUCAGGUCAUAAGCCCACCACAUCCCAAGAAACGACCCAGACGUGCUCAAGCUCAAGGAGAGAGGGACAAAGCUGGCUGAGCGGUGGAGUUUUCAAAAAGGGAGCUGCACGGAAAGCCGGAAAGCCGUUGGUUCAGUGGACGAAUGGGACACAGAAAUCGCAGCCAGGCACGGUGCUCGUGGAGGUCUUGGGAGGCAUAUCCACGAGUACCACCGGGCACUGGUUUGAAGGCCGCUAUGUAGUGGCAUCUGACCCGCACCUGCGGUGGUGGAUGGAUCAAGGCGACGGCCGUUCCUUGGCGGCGAAGUGUCGCUAUCAUUGCUGCGAGGUGCCUUCAGUGGAUUGCCCUGAGCUGAAACGCGGCCGAAGCUUCCACUUCGAGAAGUUCCGGGUGAUCAAUCAGAAGGAGUUGGAUGCCAAAGUCCCCGCGUGGGCGUUCGGUCGGUCAUGUGCCAAGCUCAUGAAGGCGUACUUGGCCAACCGCACCGAGGAGUUGCCUCCCCCUGGGGGUGACGGGCAAGGCCCUCGUGACGAACUACCUUGGCGUGAGGCCGGUGAUGGAGAAUCUUCUGGCUCAUCGGAUGCAAGUGGUUCUGACCGUGGCGACUUGAAGGCCAAGCUCCAGGCAGCCCGUGACAAGGUGAAGGCGUUGGAGAAGCGCUAUGCCCGGGGGGACAAGAAGGAGAAAAAGGCCAAGGACGGCAAGGAAAAGAAGAAGCACAAGAAGAGGCGUGGGAGCCGCCGUGAGGAGAGAAGUCGCUCAUCUCGCCGACGGCGCAAGAAGAAGGGCGAGCAGUCACCCCGCCGUUCAAGGCGGGUGGAAGGUCCAGAAAAGGACAAGAAACCUAAGGAACGAGGAGCUGACAAGGAAAAGAAAAGGCGAUCUAGCCCCACCUCCCCCGAGGGGAGUGAAGAUGAACGACAGCCUCGACUUUUCGGAGGUGAUGGAAGUGAUGAGUCAGAUCCAGGUCAUUCUGCCCGAGGGCGGCCAGACCAUGGACCUUUCGGCGGUGGUGAUGUGGUUCGCUAUGGGGAAGGCUCUGACAGAACAAAGCUGAACAUGCGGAGCCAGCGCGAGCUGCGCACCUUGUGCACCGUGCUGGACAUGAUGGCCCAGCAUCGUCACGCCCAAGCGGCGGACUUGGUGGGGCAACGAAUCAAGGCCUUGGAGAAGGCCACGGCGGACGGCCAUUGGGCCUCAGCUCAACACCUCGAGCUACUCAGUCCCGAGAUGGGAGGUCUCCUGGAGAGGGACGAGGAGAUCUACACGUCCCGAGAGCAUCUGCUAGAUCUGAAGCUGCAGAGCUACGAGGGAUGGAAGAAAGGUCCCAAGAGCGAUCAAAAGGGCGACCAAGAAAAAGGAGUAAGAAAAGGCAAGGAGAAGGGUCGCGGGAAAGGCGACCCAAUGAGCCUGUGGAUGGAGCGGUGGCAACGGUGGCGCUCGGAAGAGCACAGCCCGGCCGAGGUGCUGGAAGGAUUAUGGCUGCAUUUGAGGUCCCUCCCAAGCAAGCUGGGUCACUUCUCACUGGCGUCUGCUGGGGAUGGGGUGCCUCCCGGGGCUGGAGCCUCAACUCGCGUGAGGGGUGACGACCUUCUGCCCAUCGAUCUGAGGGAAGUAGCCACGCACCUGCUGGAUGCGGGAAGCACCGUUGCCAACAGCGUCGCCUGCGUUCUGAACUCCCUGAACUACCUGGCUCUGUGUUCUGGUCAUGCACCGGUUCCGACCGUGAUGCCUGAGAGGACGCUGACCAGCCCGCAGAAAGAGGUGAUCGAACAUGUGCGUCGAGCUGUAGAGCACCUGGAAGCUACGGGCGAGCGGGUUGCCCCCUUUGAGCGCAUGUCUGCAGAGCUGAAGGAGGCCAGGUUUGACUACUCUGGUGAACCGAUUCUGAUGAUGGAGGACUUAGAGGCUGAGCAGGUUAUCGCGGCCUGGCCGGCCAUUGGCCAAGCGGCGGUUCAGGAUGCCACGACAUUCUUACCGGAUCAUAUCCGUGAAAAGUUGGAGGACCCUCGGGCUUGCCUUCUACCAUUGCAUGAGUGGCCCUCACCAACCCCCAUUUCCAAAGUGAGGGCCUCGGAUGAGGAGUGGCACAAGGUAGUUGCAGCAGCUCACGUGAGGGGCUUGAUGGUCCCCCUUGACCCGGAGGAUGUCUUCAAGGAUGCCUCUGGUGAACCCGUGCUCAAUGGGGCAGGCGCGGUGCCCAAGUUUAAGACCAUCGGGGGCCAAAAGCAGAAGUGCCAGCGGUUCAUCAGCAAUCUGAUCCCCUCGAAUGCAUUUCAGACCCGCAUUGACGGUGAUGACCGCAUUGACGGUGAUGACAAGUACCUCCCGUACCUGGGACAAUUGACCCUCUUGGAGCAGGAGGUAUACCCGGCGAUGGCCGUGGUCCCUAUGGGAUGGUUGAGUUCGGUGGCUGUGGUGCAGGCGAUCGUGCGGAGCCUAGUCUUUGACCAUGCUGCGGUCCCACGGCAGACGGAGGUGACCAAGGUGCAGCCCAUCCCCGACUCGGGGGACCUUACAGUCAUUUACCUGGACUCAUUCGAUGAGCUCCGGCGGCUGGAAAAGGGAUGCAAAGAGGCUCUGGAUGAGAGCAUGUCCGACCGGCAUGCCCAGUUUCUGAGGGUGUGCCGUGAGAAAGGCCUGCCGUUGAAUGAGAGCAAGCGGUUGGUGGCUGCUACCAGAGGGACGCUGCAAGGAGGCUUGCUGGACGGCGAUGCCGGCCGGUAUGGGCUGUCCCCUGACAAGAUGGCAAGCCUCAUAGGGCUCGCCAGCUCACUGACUGGGCACCAUCAGUGGUCAGAAUUCAUGCUACGUCACAUGGUGGGCAAGGCGACCUUUGGCAUGUGCUUUCGGCGGCCGCUCUUCUCAGUCCUGCAAAGCGUGUUCAGUGAGAUCCAGUGCAGGGCUGCCUGCCGUGACAUGGCAUCCCCAGCAGCCACGGUGGUUGACGAGGUCGUGAUGGUCCUGAGCCUGGUCCCCAUGAUGUUCACCAACCUGAAGGCUGGGCUGGACGAAGAAGUGGCUGUGACGGACGCUUCACCCUCCGGAGGAGGUGCUGCAGUGGCGACGCGAUUCAGGCCACCGCCCCUGACUGUUGACAGCGAUCCCAGGACCUGCUACGAGUGUGGCAGCGAUUGCUCGAGCCGAGCCAGGUACCCUUGCCCAGCGGAAUGUGGAGCCAUGUUCUGCUCGCUGGCGUGCGUGAUGGGCCAUCGCGACAUCGACAGGCCAGCGGCUGGUGAAUGCCCGCGCCGCGCCUGGCGCCCGCCCCGCUUUGGUGAGCGGUUUUCGGGAGCAAGGGCACCUCUCAGCCAUGCCGUUGCCUUGGAGGGAAGAAUUGAAGUUCAACCCCCGUUUGAUCUCCACUUCGGCUUGGACAUGUUCACAGAACAUGGGCGGUCAGAGCUCCAACGCCUCAUGGAGGACGAGGACCUGGCUGCAGAGCAUUGGGCCCCUGAAUGUAAGCUGUUUUCGCGGGCCCGGGGCCGGCCGAUCACGUUGGAGGACGGCAGGACCAUCCAAGGUCCUCAGCCAGUGCGUGACGGUCGCCACCUCAUGGGCUUCCCGUGGCUUUCCCACGACACCCGUGCACGGGUGAGGCAAUCCAACAACAUGGUCCUCAAGGCGCUGAAGCGAGGCCGUGACGUCAACAGGCCCAACAGGUACUGGACGGUGGAGCACCCGUACCGCUCAUGGAUGUGGGACUUCACUCUGGUCAAGGAGAUGGAGCGCGAGCCGGACUUCAGCCACUCCGUUGGGUCCUCCUGCUGCUUUGGUGGGCAAAGAGAGAAAUGGUUCUCCUUCUUUGGAGAUCUUCCUACGUUGCCGCAGCACCUGGCGGUUGACUGCCCGGGCCACCAGGGCUUGCUCUCCUACCAAGUCACCCAGCGGGCCGACGGCUCCCUGGUGUACCCAACAGAAGAAGAGGCAGAAUACCCUUGGGAGCUCUGCACUGAGUACGCCGCGGCCUUGGCAGAGCAGCUCAACCUUGAUGGGCGCUUCGACGCAAUGGUCAGCGCCGAGGGGAGCGAGGCCGUGGCCGCCGUCCUGGUCAGAGAAGAAGCCCUCAUGAUCCAGUCUGAGGAACGUGCCCACCUGAAGAUGCUGCUGAGAUCAGCUACUUACCGAGGAACCGACGUGAGGUUCUUCGUGGAACUGGACACCGAUGGGCACCCCACAAUGCAUGAAUUGCGCCACGGGAAACGAUACUUUCAUGUGCUGGACAGCAUGGUCACCCGGGGAUGCUUGGCUAAAGGCCGCAGCAGUUCCCGGAGGCUCAAUCAGGUUCUGAGGAGGCGAAGAAAUAGCCUGAUGUAUGCUGGGCUGCAUCCUCGAACCCUUAGAGCCUAUCGUUUAGCACUGGAUCGUUUCCUGAAAUAUGUGAACAAGCACCGUCUGCCACUACGAAAUGCCAGGUCGUUGGACAAACAAUUAGCUGAAUUCAUAGAUUUAUCGUAUCAAGAAGGAGAGCCCAUCUCCUACGCAGGACACCUGAUGUCCGCCAUCAAACGGUUUCACCCGCAGUUGCGGUUGUCUUUACCCAGGUCGAGCCAGCUCUUUCGCAACUGGCAACGCUGCUAUGUCCCCUCCAGGGCAUUGCCAGCGUCUUGGGACCUGGUGGAAGGCCUGAUGGGCCUUGCGUUUCACGAUGGCCAGCCGACCUUUGCACUGUUGUUGGCUUUAGGCUUUAACUGCCUUCUUCGUACCAGCGAGAUGCUGUCCCUCACCCACAGACAUGUGGUGUUCCACCCACGCCGAACUGGUCUUAGCGUGGUGAUUCCUGGCAGCAAAACCUCACAGGGCAAUCCGCAGGUGCUCUUGGUCACGGACCAUCAACUAGUGCGGCUCGCUAAGACCAUCGUCCAACCUACUUCAGACGCACUGCUUUGGACCGCAGGAGCCCACCAAUUUCGGAGGACGUUCGAUGGAUUCCUGGUGCGACUGCAGUUUUCCUCGGGAACUUAUACCCCCUACUGCUUGCGUAGGGGUGGUGCCACCUGGUACUUCCAGUCGUCACUUUCUUUGGAUGCAACGGUUACCCGUGGCCGCUGGUCCUGCAGCAAAACCGCCCGUCAAUACAUUGACGAAGGGACAGCCCAACUGGCCCAUGCCUCUUGGAUGCCUUCACAAUGGCGUACAGUGCGCGCCUGGAGUCGCUUCCUGCUGAAAGUACGGCUACGCCAGGAGGGCAGAAUCGGAAGUACGUGA
Messenger RNA from Cladocopium goreaui, 5874 nucleotides. NCBI's taxonomy places the organism in Eukaryota, Dinophyceae, Suessiales, Symbiodiniaceae. The record is from the annotation of a GenBank genome assembly.